GCUCGCCCGGCUCACCUUGCUAAACUGAUACUUUGAGCCCCGUGGAACCGCGCAGCGAGGUUCGUUGUCUCGCGGGGCGUUUGAUGGUAACAUGGUUUGCAGAGCACGGCAGUAGUAGCUACCCAGUACUAAAGGAUCUUCCGGAAGGCUGCACGCUGCAUCUCUCUCACUCACACAUAUUUUCACAGAGAGGAAGCGGGGUAAACUGAAAAAGGUUUGACCAGGGGCCUCGGUGUCGUCGCUGCACACACAGAGACUCGUUGCCAUGGGAAAACAGAACAGCAAGCUGAGGCCAGAGAUGCUCCAGGACCUGAGAGAGAACACGGAGUUCUCUGACCAUGAGCUGCAGGAGUGGUACAAGGGCUUCCUAAAGGACUGCCCCAGUGGCCACCUCAACGUGGAGGAGUUCAAAAAGAUCUACGCCAACUUUUUCCCUUACGGCGACGCCUCCAAGUUCGCCGAGCACGUCUUCCGCACCUUCGACACCAACAAUGACGGCACCAUUGACUUCCGGGAGUUCAUCAUCGCGCUGAGCGUCACGUCACGCGGGAAGCUGGAGCAGAAGCUGAAGUGGGCCUUCAGCAUGUACGACCUGGACGGCAAUGGCUACAUCAGCCGCGACGAGAUGCUGGAGAUCGUUCAGGCAAUUUACAAGAUGGUGUCCUCAGUGAUGAAGAUGCCAGAGGAUGAGUCCACGCCUGAGAAGAGGACGGACAAGAUUUUCAGACAGAUGGAUCUGAACAAUGACGGCAAGCUUUCCCUGGAGGAGUUCAUCAAAGGUGCCAAAAGUGACCCUUCGAUCGUACGGCUACUGCAGUGUGACCCCAGCAGCGCGUCACAGUUCUAAGGGUCCCUGGUUCCUCAGAGCAAACAAACACACAAUGCAUGAAGGUUCCUGUCUUUUUGUGUACCAGAGGGAAGAGUUUUAAAAGCAUAGUAUCUUUCAUUUUAAUUUAAGAAAUUGGACAUGCAUUCAGUUAAAAAAAGAAGAAAAAAAACUGCCAAGACAUCAGCUAUCAGCUGUCCAUCAUCCGUCACUCGAUGGAGAAGGGAUUUCUGUUGAAUUCACAAACGUCUGCGGAUCAGAAUGCCUGACGGACAGUGUCUUACAGAACCAAAAUUUCAGAAGGGAACAUUCCACACUGGGAACUGUGCAUGGUCAGAUAUAUGAUAUACUGUAUGUUUUGUUUUUGUUUUUUUUGUUUGUUUGCUUUUGUUUCCCCAAAGACACAAAUCUCCUUCCACUUUUUAUAUUCAUAUUUAUGUGGAUAUAAUAUUCAUGCAUAUAUAUUUAUGUAUGCAUAAACAGAAUAGUUAAUGUGUAAGCGCUGUGGUAUUGGAGGUAGUAUUUAUAUAGCUUAGUUCCCCAAGCCAGUGGACACCAGUAAAAUGUUGGUACUGGGAUGGACUGGAAUGCUGGGAGUUUUUCCCAACUGGAACUUAUGAUCUUUUACAAAAAAGAAAAAAGGCUGAAGAUCCAGUUGUUUAAUUUAUAUUUUGUAUUUUUAGUUUUAGUUUCCUUUAUGAUUUUUUUUUCAUGGAUGCGAAUACUCCAGUUUUAGAUUGUGUGUGUGUGUGUGUGUGUGUGCGGGUGUGUGUGAGAGAGAGAGAGCACUGACUUUUCAUUUCUGAUUCCAUUGCUGUUUGGAGCAGGAAUCUAAACUAAGCUUUGCACUGUGGGAAAGAGCAGCAGCAACAUGUAUCUGUGACACGUACGUUUAGGAUGAAAGAAAAUGAUAGUGCAUGCAUCAGGUGAGGGCGCUGUGUGUACGUUUGUGUGUGCGUGAGCAUGUUCUUGCUAAUGUAACAGUAUUAUCAUUUUGCAUUCCUUUUCUUAAAAUGCAAGUAUUCAGACUUAUUUUCAAACUGUGAAGUGGUGUCAUAGCAUUUAUAAUGCAAUGCAUGGUGCAGUACAAGAAGAAGAUACUUAAGGACAGAAGUUUGACUAUACUAGAUAUCAUGCUCACAUUACAACUACAGUGGACAAACACAAAGAGAAUGUAUUAAAUGUCUUGUUUACACAUGUUUUCUCCUUUCUGGGUAAGCCUGUCCUUUCCAUUCCACAGAAGGAGGAAAAGCCACCAAUAAGGGCUUAUUUCCAUACUCAGUCGAAGGUGGACAGAGGACAAAGUUGUCAUUUGCAUCUGCUCUUAUUUCAUUACAAGGCAACUGCUUGAAGACACUUGUCGAUCAGCAAAACCCCUGCUUACAGACCCUGGCUGCGGUAAAGGCUGUGCUGUAUGUUCUGGGAUCAGUUGUCCGUGCUGAAAUCUUCUGUUGCACUCCUUUCUUAUGUUGCAUGAAAGCCUCUCGUGAGGAUGUCAUGUUUGUCCCCUUCCACCCAAACGUAUGAAAAAAUAUAAACUUGUGUUUGAAA
Conger conger (European conger) is the source of this 2377-nucleotide messenger RNA. It is a transcript of the gene hpca, whose product is annotated as hippocalcin. Gene Ontology annotation, molecular function: calcium ion binding. The coding region runs from base 266 to 847 and encodes 193 amino acids. The record is from RefSeq and is a predicted model, not a curated record. NCBI's taxonomy places the organism in Eukaryota, Metazoa, Chordata, Actinopteri, Anguilliformes, Congridae. The transcript has 5 exons.